Molecule: messenger RNA, 1011 nt
Organism: Recurvomyces mirabilis
Lineage: Eukaryota; Fungi; Ascomycota; Dothideomycetes; Mycosphaerellales; Teratosphaeriaceae
Exons: 2
Coding region: 1-1011 (336 amino acids)
Source: RefSeq, a predicted model, not a curated record
AUGGCCGCCAACAACAAUCUCAAAGUCGUCUUCGGCUCUAUGACACUUGGGGAGAAAGGUAAGAUGAUGGUCCGUAUAAGUGACCAGGAUGAAGUCUCUCAGCUCCUCGACAUCUUCCAGAAGCACGGCGGCACCACAGUCGACAGCGCUCGCCUAUACGCCGGAGGAACUACAGAGGGCAUGCUCGGAGACCUCAAGUACGCCGAUCGUGGUCUACUCAUGGACACCAAGCUAUGGCCCAGUGCUGGACAUCCACAUGCACCAGCUGCGCUAAAGUACUGGCACACCCCCGAGGACAUCCGUCGAGGUCUGAAGGACAGCCUGGAAGCCUUGAAGACGAAGAAACUCAACACUUUCUACCUCCACGCUCCUGAUAGGAAGCAUUCUUUUGUCGACGCUCUGCAGGAGGUCAACAAGCUCUAUGAAGAAGGGUUCUUCGAGUACUUCGGUAUCUCGAACUUCCAGCCCUGGGAAGUAGCUCUGGUGUGCGAGACAUGUCGUAACAACAAGUGGAUCCAGCCAACGGUGUACCAGGGCAUGUAUCAUGCUUUGCAGCGCCGAACAGAAGCAGAGCUGUUCCCGUGCCUGCGACACUAUGGCAUGAGCUUCUAUGCCUACUCACCCCUCGGAGGAGGCUUCCUCACUGGAAGGUACAAACGCGACCAGACGACUUUCGAAGAAGGUAGCCGCUUCGAACCCUCCACACCAGCCGGAAAAUUUCACCAGAGCAGUUUCUGGAAGGAUUCUUACUUUGAUGCCAUCGAUCACAUCACCGUGGCGGCCGAGAAGCACAAUUUCACGUUGUCAGAAGUGGCAUUGAGAUGGCUUAAGUACCAUUCAAUGCUCUCUGCGGAGAAAGGCGAUGGUAUCAUCCUUGGUGUCGGUAGUGUCAAGCAUCUGGAAGGGAAUUUUCAGGCGCUCGAGAAGCCCGCUUUGCCAGAAGACGUGGUGAACGCGAUGGAUGAGGCAUGGACAAUGGUCAAAGGAGCAGUCGGGCCAUACACGCACUAG